Messenger RNA from Galdieria sulphuraria, 1588 nucleotides. RefSeq lists its product as hypothetical. Gene Ontology annotation, cellular component: histone deacetylase complex. The record is from RefSeq and is a predicted model, not a curated record. The transcript is spliced from 3 exons. NCBI's taxonomy places the organism in Eukaryota, Rhodophyta, Bangiophyceae, Galdieriales, Galdieriaceae. Gene Ontology annotation, molecular function: protein binding; transcription corepressor activity. Gene Ontology annotation, biological process: regulation of transcription by RNA polymerase II. The coding region runs from base 25 to 1506 and encodes 493 amino acids.
UCUCAUUGGGGGUGCCUCGUUCUGAUGAGUAACAUUCUUACAACGGAAGAGGUAAACUAUCUCAUCUUCCGUUAUCUUCAAGAGUCUGGUAGGCUUCCAAUAAUUCUUUUUUUUUCACUUGAGUUUACGUUGAAAGGAUAUAUUCAUACCGCCUUUGCUUUUGGUUAUGAAAGUCACAUCAACAAGACGACCAUAGAUAGUUCUCUCAUACCACCUGGUGCUCUCAUUUCGUUUCUCCAACGCGGCAUAAGUUACGUUCAAAUAGAGAGCAAACUUAAUAUUAGCUCAGGAAGUGAAUAUGUAACCAACGGACACGUCUCCUUAUUGGAAGCACACAAAGCUUUGGCAAAUAGAAAACGUAUAAACAAUGCUGCUACUGGAGAGGAGCCUUCAAAAGGCCCCGAAACAGAAUUUACUGAAGCGGAGGUAACCAUUUUGACGGGACAUCAGAAGGAAGUGUUUACCUGCGCUUGGCAUCCCAAAAAACCGUUACUUGCGUCUGGUUCUGCGGAUGCUACAGUUCGUUUAUGGAAACUUUCUGGAAACUCCAAAGGAGCUAUGGAAGGAGCAGUUGAAUCGAUUGAACUUAAACAUGGUUCGCCUCCGUUGCAAGAUAAAGAUGUUACUGCCUUGGAUUGGAAUGGAGACGGCUCUCUUUUGGCUACUGGUUGUUAUGAUGGACAGAUUAGACUAUGGAGCGAUGAAGGUCAACUUCAUAGCGCAGUAGAAACUCAUACAGGACCUAUUUUUGCAGUAGAAUGGAACCGUAGAGGAAACUUUUUGUUAAGUGGUAGCGUAGAUAAGACCUGUGCAGUAUACGAUGUUGCACAAAAUCGUCUCUUGAAGCGGUUUUCAUUUCAUACGGGUCCAACUCUAGAUGUGGAUUGGCGUGAUGACACUAGUUUUGCUUCGUGUUCUACAGAUAAGACAAUAUAUAUUUGUAGAGUAGAUGAAGAUGCUCCGUUAAGAGUAUUUCACGGUCACGAAGAUGAAAUCAAUACUGUGAGAUGGGACCCGAGUGGUAGCAUGUUGGCAUCUUGUUCAGAUGAUCGAACCGUGAAAGUUUGGAGUUUAGAGACUCGACAAGUCAAUGGUCAAUCUACUAGUUGUCUAUAUGAUUUUCGUGAACAUUCUCGCGAUGUUUAUGCUGUUCGCUGGAGUCCAAGUGGUCCGGGUACGGAGAAUCCGAACAAGGCCUUGUUACUAGCUAGUGCAUCGUUUGACCAUACUGUCAAGUUGUGGGAUAUUCAGUCUGGUAUUUGUCAGUGGACAUUAUCCAAGCAUACGGAGCCAGUUUAUUCGGUUUCCUUUUCCCCUGAUGGAGAAUAUAUUGCAUCUGGUUCCUUGGAUAAAUAUAUACAUGUCUGGAGUAUUCGAGAAGGUAGAGUUGUACGUUCAUUUCGAGCGGAUGGAGGUAUCUUUGAAGUUUGUUGGAGUCCGAGUGGUGACCAGAUUGCAGCUUGUUUGUCAAGUAAUAUGGUUUGUGUAUUAGAUUUUCGCAUGUAAAAGAAUUAUCAACGCAUGCAAAAUAAAUUCAGGAAAAAAAUGCCACGUAAAUUGGCGCCAAAAGAAAUAGAGAAUCUGGAAU